Anthostomella pinea is the source of this 882-nucleotide messenger RNA. The record is from the annotation of a GenBank genome assembly. Lineage: Eukaryota; Fungi; Ascomycota; Sordariomycetes; Xylariales; Xylariaceae.
AUGCCGGUACACCUGGCACAGUGGAACGCAGGAGCUUUGAAACAGAACAUAGCCUUGGCAAUCCGGGAUGGGGAGGAUGAGGACGAGAUAAAGGGACCGGCGGACGUGAUCGCAAUCCAGGAGCCAUGGAUUGGCCCUGAGAAUGCCAUUCACUGCCCGGCCAGCUGCAAGUACAUACCGAUCUACUCGGGGCAUGGCAGGGCGAUGCUGUACAUCAACAAGAAGUUCGCCCCGGAGGCAUGGCAGGCACGCAUAGGGCAUAAUUGGGCAGCGGUCACGUUCCGCUUGCAGGAAGGUGUCUUGAAUAUUAUAUCGCUAUAUAAUGAGCCGGUAUCAAGCGGGAACCGCGCACCCCCGUUCCAGGCGAUUGCUAACAAGAGGUGGGAGGGCAGGGUUGUCUUAGCAGGCGAUAUUAACCUCCACUACCCGAUAUGGGAUACACACAGAAGAACCACGCGAGGUACAGAGACCGAGGAACUUUUAACGCUUGUUCAAACGAUGAACCUAGAACUAGUGACACCAAGGGGAAUGACCACAAGGAUGGGGCAUGAUCAGAGGGACUCCACGAUAGACCUCAUCUGGGCCCACCCACUCCUGAGGGCAGAGCUGGAGAUCCUACCGGAGUGGGAGGGCUCAGACCACCUGUCACAGAUGGUACGAAUUCACACCGAGACACUGAAACGAAACGCGGCCCCGCCAGGUUGGUCGUGGAAGACAAUGGACAAAACAACGGUCCAAGUCGAAGGCUUGAAGAUUGCGCCUCCAGGGGGAGCCGGAUCUAUCAAGGAUCUAGAAGAGUAUAUCGACAAGCUGCUUGAGCAGCUCCAAGGCAUUGCAGACGCCUCCACAAAGAAAAAAGAGCCUAAUUCCGGGUUCGAAUAG